UGAUUAUUCUGUUUUCACCAGUGGAACCUCGUGUGUGACAUGGCUGUAUAUGUUAGCUUGGUAAAUUCUCUAACCUUCAUAUUGUGGAUUUUUGGGAGCAUGMUAGCAAGUAUACUAAGCGACAAAUACGGCAGAAAGACAAUUGCUUUCCCUUUUUGCAUGCUGGUCUUUUCUUGUGGAUUUGCAUCUGCUUUCGCAAAGCAAUAUUGGGUUUUUGCUCUCCUUAGAGGUCUUAUUGGAGUUGGCAUAGGUGGUUCUACGGUCACCAGAUAUAUAUUAUUAAUGGAGUACGUGGGAGUUCGUCGACGAGGUSUUGUGGGGAUUGGUAUAUUCUAUUUUUGGGUAUUUGGGUGCAUGUUGCUAGCGUUGCUGGSAUAUCUAAUUCCUGAUUGGCGUACACUGAGUCUCGUCACCAGUGCCCCUGGAUUGAUUUUCUUCCUUUUCUGGUGGUGCAUGCCAGAGUCACUUCGAUGGCUUUUAUUGAAAGGAAGAAUAGACGAAGCACAAAAGACCUUGAGAAAAGCUGUUCAAGUGAAUGGAAAAAAUCUAAGUGAUGACAAUCUACUUCUAAAAAAGAUUGAAGAAAACGAAGAAAACGAAGAUGUAAAGAGAAAAGGGAAAGGAGAUAUCAGGGAUCUGUUUGUUUCACGUUCGAUGCGGGUUAGAACUUUGAUUUGUUGGUUUAGUUGGGUCACCUGUGGUAUGGUGUACUAUGGAAUUAUUCUUGGUUCCCCAGCCAUCGGUGGCAACAUGUAUUUUAACUUCUUUAUCUCUGCUGUAUGUGAAGCGGUUGCUAUGGUGUUAGGGAUAUUUGGUCUGGACAGAUUUGGACGUAAGAAGACUAUUGCUGUUAGUCUGUGGAUAUCUGGUAUUGCUUUACUUACUUCUGCAAUACUGGCCUUCUACGACGAUGGUAGCACUGGAUAUCUUGCUGGUAAAGUGCUGAUGGCAAUGGGUAUUGGAAGAUUCUUCAUCAUCAUCGCGUUCGAUGGUGUUUUUGUUUACACGUCCGAACUCUUCCCCACUGUAAUCAGAAAUACAGCCAUUGGUUCUAGCAGUUCUAUGGCUCGUGUUGGAUCAGGUCUCUCCCCAUUCCUUCUCUACACGCAAAGAAUUCAUCCAUUAAUGACGUUUGGCAUUAUGGCGAUAUUCUCUUUGGUCAGCGGUAUCUUGUUCUUUGCACUCCCAGAAACUCUUGACAAACAAAUGGCAGAUUUUGUUCAAGUGGAUCUUCGUGACCCGGACGUUAAAACAUCUCAUGAACCCAGUAAAGCUACUAAUACAGAGCUGUAAUCUUACCACAACUAUUUAACAAAUAGAUCUCAUUUUUCCGUGCSUGUGUACUCUAAUAGAUACACAGAUGACGUCAAAAUGUAGUGAGAACAAAAAAGUAC
Messenger RNA from Exaiptasia diaphana, 1394 nucleotides. Its product is annotated as organic cation transporter-like protein. The record is from RefSeq and is a predicted model, not a curated record. Lineage: Eukaryota; Metazoa; Cnidaria; Anthozoa; Actiniaria; Aiptasiidae. Gene Ontology annotation, cellular component: membrane. Gene Ontology annotation, molecular function: transmembrane transporter activity. Gene Ontology annotation, biological process: transmembrane transport. The transcript is spliced from 8 exons. Bases 40 to 1293 code for a protein of 417 amino acids.